AAUCAAAAAUCAUUUCUUCCGAUACGAAUUCUUGCUUUCGAUCUAUCUUGUUUCUUACCAUCUCCGGUUUCAAACCCUAAUUUGCAGAUUCUUGUUUUGAUCUCAUCAGAUCGGAGCAUCUUUAGAUGGGGAAGAUUCCGGUAAAGAUUAAGUCUGUUGUGUACGCCCUAUCGCCGUUUCAGCAGAAGGUGAUGCCUGGUCUCUGGAAGGAUUUCACCAGUAAGGUUACUCACAAGUUCACCGAUAACUGGCUUGGUGCCGUCCUCCUCGUCGGCCCUGUCGCUGGUGUUUACACAUAUGUUCAGCAUUACCAGGAAAGAGAGAAAUUGGAGCAUAGGUAUUAAGAUUGGUGUCUCUUCACUCUUGAACAUGAGAGAGAUGAAUUUGUAUUCUUGAUCAUUAAUAAGCUGGAGCUGUAUCUGUUCAGCUCUUGAGACAACUUUCUUUUUGUCACCUCAUGUUUUCUAUUUCCCAUUAUUUGUCUCAACUGAAAAGAACCCACCCCUUUACCAUUUUGAAAUUACAUUUUUCUUGCAUUCGACAUUCAAUGUUAUUUGUCGUGAAGAAAAAUAGUUGUUCGCGUUA
Cynara cardunculus var. scolymus (artichoke) is the source of this 585-nucleotide messenger RNA. Its product is annotated as cytochrome b-c1 complex subunit 8-like. The record is from RefSeq and is a predicted model, not a curated record. The coding region runs from base 126 to 344 and encodes 72 amino acids. The transcript has 2 exons. Gene Ontology annotation, biological process: mitochondrial electron transport, ubiquinol to cytochrome c. NCBI's taxonomy places the organism in Eukaryota, Viridiplantae, Streptophyta, Magnoliopsida, Asterales, Asteraceae.